UAUUUAAAGUUUCAGCAGUAUGAAUUCAAACAAUGAAUGAAAAUAUUGCCCCAGAAAAACGUGUUAAUGUUGAUGUUGAUGAUGAGUCAGAGAAGAAACGCAUCCACAGACAGCACCGACGGCGCUGAAACUAAACAGUUUAUCAUCUACAGGAAACUCAUUCUCCUCCCCUACGCCACCCCUUCCUUCCAAAUCUCUCUUCCUCAUCCUCCUCAUCCUCCUCUCCAUGCCGCCGGAGACGGACUCCAAGUCGGUGCCAUGGCGAAGAUCCGAGUGUCGUACGAGUACUCGGAGGCCGAGGACAAAAGUAUCCGGUUGGGCUUGUUCCUGAUCGCCUGCGGGAUCCUCAGCCUCUUCAUCCUGGGAUUCUGUUGGCUCAACCCGACGCUGCAAAGUCUCCAGAGCAAACCAGCCAACUGCACGGUGGUUUCUGUCUCACAUCCUGAGGAGAUGUUUGAGUGCGUGUUCACAUGUGGCGCUGACUGCAAGGGGAUGUCUCUGUAUCCCUGUCUCCAAAUCUUCGUCAACAACUCUGAGUCCAACUCUGUGGCACUGUUGCACUUCGAUGAACAACAGCUGCUCCUCAACCCUAAGUGUUCGUACGUCCCCCCCUGUGAGAGGGACAACCAGAAAAACAAAGACAGUGUCCUGUGGUGGGAAGAUUACUUCACCAAAGAGGUCAGCAGCCAUUCCUUCACCUGCUUCUUCAACCAGCAGAGGAGACCUGAUGAUGUUCUGUGGCGGCGUUCCCAUGACAACAGUGUCCUGCUCCAUUGCGUCCUCUGGCCAAUGGUGUCACUUCUUCUGGGCACUCUCAUCGUUCUUCUGACAAUGUGUGCCCGAUCCCUGGCUGUCAGAGCCGAGGCUCUCCAGAAGAGGAAGUGCUCUUAUGAGGUUUGUCAGGACCUGUCCCUCAGACCUUCAGACCAUCAUGGCACCAGGACUGAAGACCUGCUCUCAACAAACUCUGAUCCCGAGUUGUCGUCACUGACAAGAACCCUGCCACUGUUUGCGGUUCCAGUGCGGCGUCGCGAUCGAGAACACUGAAGCAAAGUAGAGAAGCGUUAAUUAAAUCGCUGCUUACAAGCCAAUAGUGAAGUCAAGUUUUUGGUUAACGAUGUGGACGACAAUUUACUGCUCUCUGGUGGCACAUGUAUAAUCUGUAAACACGAGGUGACAAAGAACAAGAGGAGGAGAGAAUGUUCAAGUGGUCCGAGGAGAGACAAUUUUGUCAUCUUCCCUCUGAUUGUGUGAAUAAUGAGAACUUAUUUAACUUAUUCAGUCCUAUACCCCGUGUAGUUCUUUACCAACCACCAGGGGAACAGGAUUGAGAUGAUCUUAACUGACUUGUGACUUGCAGCUCUAAUAGUUACUAUAUGUGAACCAAACCAAACCAAACUCCCUACUGGCAGGUUCAGGUUAGCAUCUGCUCUUUUGGUAGGUUACUAGAAAGAUGUGUAAUACACGGCCUUUACCCAUAAUCCUCCACUGUCUUAUAUUUAUAUUCCCAGGUAGCCAAAGCUCACUGUGAACGUUAUUGUCUGACCAGCUGAUUAAUCCAUGUAGCAGAAACUUCAGGAACAGUUGUGGUAAUAAAAUUCCAAACUUUGACUAAAAUCAACAUUGGGUGAAAUGAAAAAGUGUGUUUUUUUAAAUGACGUUGAAAGAUGACAACGUCGGGUGAAGGAUGUGGUUGGCUGUUUUCCCAGCUGCUAGCACUGUUUGUUUGUUUACAUCAAAUGCCUUAAGCUUAUUUCAGGGUUUGAUUAAAAAAAAACAGUUGCAGGAUUAUCAGGUUUUCUCCACGGUUCACAAACAAACAGAUUAUUGUUUACUCUAAACCAACCAUCGGUGUGAAUGUGAGUGUGACUAGUCAUUGCCCUGUCUCUGUGACACUGUGGUUGACAACUGUCCAGGGUGUUACCUGGUCACAGAAGAAGAAUUGUUCUGAACUUGUACAAAGGGAAAUAAAUAAAAAAAAAAUUACAAAGUAAAAUAUAUUAUUAUAUAUGUGGAAAACCUAUAGCCAUAAAAAUAAAGCUUACCUUAUUGUGACAUUAUCUUUCAUAUAGACGGUUGUGGUGUGAAUGCCUUUGAUACUGCAUCUAAACUGCAUUAAUAGUCUCUACACUCCAGUACCAGUACAUGCUACUGUACUUGGCAGUAGGAGCACAGUUGUGUCCAGUAAUGGACUUACAGUAUAUUAUACUGCAAAGAUAUUAAAGAGCAGCUGCCCAGCAGAACAGCCAAUUUGACUUUAAAAUGUCUUGUGAUUGGUCAAAAUCUUGAUUGACAGGCCGAGUCUGUUUUAAGUUAACCUGGUUUGUUUGAUGCUCCACUCCACCACACGGUCCUUCGUCCUCUGGGUCUGUUUGAAGGCUUCCAGCAGCACAUUGAGGACAAACAUGUGGGUCAGUAGAAUAAAGUAGCUCAUAUCUUUGUCCUAAAAAGACAAACUGACAGGCUUUUGUCCUUAGUGGAACUUUUAGAAAACUGGGAGGUGAAAGUAGACCCUGAAGCAGGUCGGUUUGGUCUGGACCUGCUUCUGGGUCUGAAGACAGAUAGCGAUCCUCUUGUCAAAGUUUUUGUGGUCAUUUGUAAUCUUGACAGGAGAUUUAAAACAGUUGGGAAGAAAAUAUCCUCAGUUUUUUUCUCUGUCGGUGUUUCCACUGUAAACACAACUGUGCUAACACUGACGGUGUCCAACUGGACCAAACUAUGAAAACUAACAGUUCACAGACACUGAACUACCGACACAACAAAAGGCUAAAAUACACAAGAAGAAGAAAAAGGCAUUAAAAUAAUUGUAAAACCUGCUGAAGUAGCGUUUGACACCGUAUUUUCCAACGCUCCUGAAGUAGCAUGUGAGGAGUGGGACCUGGAGAGCCCUGAUUGGCCACCCUGGGUUGGGGUCUGUGCUCAUUGGCAGACUGACUGAUUGACAGUCUAAUUAGUGUAUGAGAGGUAGAGGGAGGGGUGGUGGUGGGGUGGUCUGUUGUCAAUCACAUCCAUAUUGUCAGUUAUUCUGUGUUUCAAAUGCUGCCAUGGAAUAAACAGAUAUUCAAUACGUCAUCUUCAAAUGGACAUGU
Cynoglossus semilaevis (tongue sole) is the source of this 3089-nucleotide messenger RNA. Its product is annotated as calcium-activated potassium channel subunit beta-4. The transcript has 4 exons. NCBI's taxonomy places the organism in Eukaryota, Metazoa, Chordata, Actinopteri, Pleuronectiformes, Cynoglossidae. Gene Ontology annotation, biological process: potassium ion transport; detection of calcium ion. Gene Ontology annotation, molecular function: potassium channel regulator activity; calcium-activated potassium channel activity. The coding region runs from base 37 to 1047 and encodes 336 amino acids. Gene Ontology annotation, cellular component: voltage-gated potassium channel complex; membrane. The record is from RefSeq and is a predicted model, not a curated record.